AAUUUAGGUUGAGCAUUCGACUCACCCUGCCUCAGUAAAACGAUUCUGUAGAGACAGUGAAGUGUUUUUCAUAUCUUGUGACUCAGGGGUGGAGCUAGAGCACGCUUUCCACACCGGCAGGUAGAUACGCUACAGGUGGGGGAGAAGUUGAGCUCUGUUGAGACUUACCACAGCAACAAUACGCGAACCCCCUGAGACUGUCACAGACAUGACUAGAAACAAGACGAGCGCAGUUGGCCACUUGCUAUUGCGCUAGACAUUUCAGUGACCGUCGUACGGUUUGUUUGUUUGUUUGUUUACUUUUUACGACCAAUAAGGAGUUACUUAUAUUUUAUAUUUCAGUGCUAGCUAACCCUCUAACAAUGAAUAAUUCGGAGGCCCUCCGACCGACUCCACACUCCGGACGUGCUAAAGGUAAACUCGCCACCAGGCUGGAUGAAGUGAAAAACCCAUGGCGACAGACAUCUACACUGGAGUUCAGUCACAAUGAAGCCGCCAGGUUGGCAACCGAUGGUUUGCUCGAGUCAGGAGAGAAGGAGUAUCGUAAGGUCCUCGCUGAGGAAAAAGAAUUAAGCUUUCUGUCUCCGCUUGACAUUCGCUACAUUAUAGAUAAUGCCAACAAGAACUCUUCCCCCGAAAGCAGCAGCAACGGCAAUGACAGGGACUUUGACGGAGACACGGUGUCCGAGUUAACUUCGGGGACUUACUUUCCCAUGAUGUCUGACGACGAGCCACCUAUACUGGAAUUGGGCUGGCCAGACCCUCCUCACCGGUUUGGACCAUCGGAGACACAGAUUUACUUUCAGAGAGACAAAUCACAAAAUAUUAAAGAUUUAAUUCGCUCUCUGAUUAGUAAAGCGAAGAAAGUUAUUGCUUUGGUAAUGGACGUCUUCACAGAUGUAGAUUUGUUCUGUGAUCUUAUUGAGGCUUCUAGCAAAAGGAAAGUUCCUGUUUAUAUUCUGCUGGAUGAGAAGAACUUGGACUGUUUUUUGGACAUGUGCAGCACACUGGAGAUUGUGAACUCCCACCUGGCAAACAUGCGAAUCCGCACUGUUUGUGGGGACACGUACUGCACCAGAAGUGGGAAAAAGUUUACAGGACAGGUUGAAGAAAAAUUCAUGAUCGUUGACUGCGAGGAAGUCCUUGCUGGCUCCUACAGCUUCACCUGGUUGUCAGCACAAGUCCACAGCAACAUGCUCCUCCACUUCUCAGGCCGAAUAACAGAAAGCUUCGACCGGGAGUUCCGCUGCCUCUACGCAGACUCUCAGAUUGUUGAUCGUUUCUACAACCCCGACGAUGAUGAUCUCCCCCACUUCCCGUCUCCGCCCAUGUCCACAACCAACAUGGGACUCGAAUUCCUGCAGGACAGGAUUAACCAAGAUAGAUUCUCGGACCACUCGAGCACCCAGUCCAGCAGCAGCAUGUCCAGCAUCAAAGCCGCACCCGGGAAGCCCGCUGCCAUUUACAAGGUCACCCAGGACAAGCAGGAGGCCAACAGCGCCCAGAAAGUGUCAGACAGGCACGGAGGCCAGAGCCAGACACCACAGAUCACGGGCGGUCCCCUGAUGCGGGGCUCCCCCAACGGCUUCAUCCAGAACCCCGUACCCGAGCGCCCGCUCUUCGGCCCCACCGCUGGCAUGGACUGGGCCAGAGCGGGCACACCCGAGUUUCUCAGAGCCAACCUGGGAGGGCCCACCAGCAAGUUCCAGGCUCUGGGCCUGUACGACCACAAGAGCUACUUAUACGGCAGCAAUCCAAAGAUUCCUCCAGCAGCCCAGCCCAUGGAGAACAAGUUCAGCCCCAAACAAACUCCUUCCGCUAACAUUUUCAACAAACUCACGGAUCUCUUCACCAUGCCCAGCAAAGACAGAGAUCCCUAUGUCUUCAGGAGGUCGCCCACUCAAAGUACAGCCUACGGCGGUCCAGACCUCUCCCAAAAUGAGCCGGAAAGUAAACAGGUUUUACCAGCCCCUGCCCCCAUCCCGAAAGAUAGCCUUGGCAAUGACCACUGGUUGAACCGCGGGGAUGAAAAGCGAAUGACGCUGGGUCACAGCAAGCUGGACUUGGUCAACCAGUACAACAAGAAGCCCAAGCCAGUGUACAGCCGCUUUGAAUUAAAAAGCAACAACUGACCGGAGUGAUAUUACAUUUUUUUUACCCAAAGAGGGAAGCACUCUCUUGGUUGGUGGGAGUGUGCUUUAAAAGGCUGGAUGUUGUAGGGGACUGACUUUGUAUGGGUCUUUGUUCUCACAGCUGGAGGAAGACACAGAGAGACAUACAGAGGACCAUACAGUACAUGCCCAGGUUGUCAUGGCUGCCUUUCAACCAAGUUAUGUUCACAGCUGACAGCUUCUUUAUUUUUUUUGUGUGAAAGACGUGCCUGUUUGAAUACUGUAACAAAAAUACUGGUGCAAAUAUUCUAGGCUGAGAACCAUUUUUUCUCUGCAGGGCUUCCCUGAUUCUUCAUCAGCUAGCAUAGCAAAUGCAUGUAUGACUCGCAAAUGAUUGGUGUCUUAAAGACGCACCACAUCCUUACUACGUACUCUUCUCUUUUUUUUUACAGUAUUUAUUUUUAAAAGAUUUACAGUUUUCCUACUGGCCAACAGUUUUUCAACACUCCAGCAAUACAGUCAAGAGCACCAAACUGCUGAAAUAGCUGCUUCUCUGUUUGUAAAGGAUGCCAUUGAUACGAGGCUCAUCUUUCCGCUACUCAGUGUUAUGGGACGUCAGUUUCCCAGAGUCACGGUCUUCCCAGCGCCCAGUGGUGUUAUUUUUAGACAUACUGUGAUAAGCUUGUAAGACAGGCAAGUGCAUUAAGAUUGAAAUGGGUAUAACGUUUGUACUGUGUGUAUAGAAUUACAUUAGAGGGGGAAUUGCAAUCAAGUAAUUAGGCAUUGAAAAGCCUAUCUAUUUUCAAUGGCAGUUACAUGCCAAAUGCCUAGAUUGGAUCCCCCCCGAUUUCUUUUACUACUUCUCCUUGUAAAUACUAAGAUGGGCUCUUGUUACUUCUCUCUUAAUGUUAACUAUGCUGAUGCACCGGAGUGGAGAACAGCCACACACAGUUGUGUAAGGUGCUGGUGUCAGUAAGAUGGAGAAAUCUCCUGAUAACAUGAUCAUGAAGUAUCAACCUUCAAGAGUUAAAGAAAGCAAACUAGUGGCUCAAAUGUAUUAUUAACUGAGUCUGGUGUGAGUCCUCAUUUAUAGUAACUGUGUUGUCUGACAUGAUUAUUCUGGAACUGUGUAAGUGUGAGUCAUGGAAAGAAAUGAGGCUCAUAGACAGAGACAAAAAUAAGCCAUUUACAUCUGGUUGCCACCAAUAUUGUAGACAGUGUAGAUUUUUGUAUAUGUACGUUGUGUCUUUGGAAUAUUUAACACUAUGUUUGAUGACUAUAAGGUAACAUAAUAUAUGUCUACAAAGCAGUAAAAUGUAUUGUUUUUGCGUUAAAUGAAUCUCGCAAAAUUGCUCAGUGAACCUGUUCCAAGGACACAGAUAUAUGUUUCACAACCAUGUGACCUGGAAAAAGCAAUAAAACAUUUUGAGUAGCA
Clupea harengus (Atlantic herring) is the source of this 3546-nucleotide messenger RNA. RefSeq names its product scaffolding CK1 anchoring protein C (gene sack1c). Gene Ontology annotation, biological process: signal transduction. The record is from RefSeq and is a predicted model, not a curated record. Gene Ontology annotation, molecular function: protein kinase binding. NCBI's taxonomy places the organism in Eukaryota, Metazoa, Chordata, Actinopteri, Clupeiformes, Clupeidae.